CAGAAACAAGGUAGUUUUGUUUUUUUUAAUUUUACGACAGGUGAUGUAAAUUCAGAGGAAAGGUGCAGGAGGAUGGGAGAGAGGAAGCAGUCACCCACACAUAGGAGGGGAAGAAUCCCCUCCAACUGAGUUCUUUUGGGAAGAGUUUACUGGAGGAGGGGAAGGGAUGGGAGACAAAAAAUUGGCAGGAAGAAGCUGGAGGGGAAUGGUUUGUUUUCUUUCAGUAACCCCUAAAAGAGCCAUCUUGAUGGUUGUGUGGGCAGAACUGUGGAAGACACUGAUACAGACAUUUAUUUUCCUUUUGUGUCAUCCUGUACAUGUUCCUUGCAUGUGUUCCUUGCUUCCUUGCUUUAUCAGAUUCUCUCUCUGUGAUUUAUAAACCAAAUCCUUUAGGAAGGCAGAGUCACUGCCUUGAGCAGCUGGAGCCCAAGAGCUGCAGUAUGUGAUUCAACAGCCCAUGAUAUCACAGGGACCUCAGAGGAUGAAACACUGGGACGACAACAACAUGAGGAACGUGGCCAUAGAUUAAGGAAGCUGAGAGUGGGAGGAAGUCGGUUGCGGGAGUGAAUAUGUAGAUGUUGAGCAAAUGGUAAGAGACGUGACUAAAGAGAUUUGCAUAUGUAGAAAGCAAUGAAGUUGAGUCUUUGCCCAUUGAGAGAGAGGACAAUGUGAAAAAUAUUUUAUUAUACGAGAAUUAGGUCUCAAGAGAGAUGUCCUUGGAGCAUCUCUGAAUAGGUGUCUAAACCCAGCCUAGGUAGUCCCUAGGAGGAUGUUAACCUGUGCUCAGGCUGGAUUCUCUCCAGUAUUCUGUAGUAGAAAUGGGUUUUCAGAUAAGUUGUGAGGGAGUAGUUAUGUCUGACUGUUGUACUGUCACCUUCAGUGCCUGGGCCCUGUCUCUUUAGGAUAAGGCCUGUAACAUAUGAUGGGCACAGCAGCAGAGGACUGGCCUUGGUCUAAGAGAUCUCUUCCAGCUUGUUGCUUUGGUGGUGGAUGUGCCAUAAGUAUAUGGAUAUACAUAGAUUCAUUAUGCACAAUGACAGUAAAGAGUGAGUUGGUGUUUGGCUGAGCUCCUCUAUUAAUUAUACGACAAAAUUAAUUGAAGCCAUUUUUCCCUUUGUGGAAAUAAGUAAUUCUUGCUGUCCCAGCCCUAGAAUGAUUUCCAUUUUUAACUCACCAGUGAAACAUAAAUAUUGUGGUUUUACAUGACCUGAUUGAUAACAUUCACACAAAAUGCACCAGGUCCAGAGUUCCUUGAAACAGUAUGUGCCUGUGAUGGAUGGGAAUGCAGAGAAGGUGAUGACAGUCCUGACUCGGUCCUCGAUGAGGAUUUCUGCAAUUGAGUUUCAAUUUCUGUUGCACAGAUUUUUAUGGUAAUCACUUGGACAUAACAGAGCUUCCCUUUGAGGCCCUACCUGAACCCUUCAGUCUUCUUUGUACUCGAGUUGUAAGUUAUCUGUGCCAAAAUGACUCUGUAGGAGUGAGUCAGCAUCUUCCUUCAGACCUUCAGUGCUGGUGGGGAAGCCAUGUUGCUGAAGAUCACCUUGCCUUCUGGAAGCAGAAACACAAUGAACAGAUGAAUCCCUUCAUCCAGACAUUCCUCCAGUAGAUCUUUCUCCUCAUGGAGCACCCAGGCAGGGAGGAGAUGGACUUGAAAGAGGAAAGUCCUCAGGUGUGGACUGAGUCUGCAGGACAGGAACAGAACACGGCUCAGGUGCACUUUGUCCCCGAGGGGGGGGCAGUGGCCCAGAUCAUGUACAGUGACGAGCAGGAGCGGGGCCCUGCACAGCAGGUGGUCUACACGGCUGAUGGCACCUCCUACACCUCUGUGGACACCUCGGAGCACACCCUCGUUUACAUCCACCCCGUGGAAGCUACGCAGACUCUGUUUACAGAUCCAUCCCAAGUGGCUUACGUCCAACAGGAUGCUACCACCCAGCAGGUAACUGUGCUCUUGCCUGCUGCUGCUCAGAGCAUGAAUCCCACCAACCUGUCCGUGCUCGGCAGCGUUGCUGACCCCCCCCAGCCAGUGGCUCUGGAGCAGGGGCCACAAGCAGAUAGAGCAUCAUUACCGGUGCAUAACCAGGUGUUACCUCCCAUGGAGGCUGUGGAUGGUUCUGAUCCUUUAGCACCUCUGCAGAAUCAAAUGGAAAGGAUAGAAACAAAAGAGGAAGAUGAUGAAGAUGAAGAUGAGGAUGAAGAUGGGGAAGACACUGACAUGGAUGAAUGGGAUCCAGAUCCACCUCGUCCCUUUGAUCCCAACGAUUUGUGGUGUGAAGAGUGUAAUAACGCACAUCCCUCAGUGUGUCCAAAACACGGACCUUUGCAUCCCAUCCCAAACCGGCCUGUGCUGACCAGGGCAAGGGCCAGCCUUCCCCUGGUGCUCUAUAUAGACAGGUUUUUGGGAGGUGUGUUUUCCAAAAGGCGUAUCCCAAAGCGUACACAGUUUGGGCCUGUGGAAGGACCCCUGGUCAGACAGUCUGAACUCAAAGACUGCUACAUCCAUUUGAAGGUUUCUCUUGAUAAGGGUGACAGAAAAGACAGAGACUUGCAAGAGGACCUGUGGUUUGAACUUUCCAGUGAGGCUCUGUGUAACUGGAUGAUGUUUGUGCGUCCAGCUCAAAACCACCUGGAGCAGAACCUGGUGGCCUAUCAGUAUGGCCACCACAUUUAUUACACCACCAUUAAAAACGUGGAGCCCAAGCAGGAACUCAAGGUGUGGUAUGCUGCCUCCUAUGCUGAGUUUGUGAACCAGAAGAUCCAUGACAUAACUGAGGAGGAAAGGAAGGUGCUCAGGGAGCAGGAAAAGAACUGGCCAUGUUACGAGUGCAAUCGGCGUUUCAUGAGCUCGGAGCAACUCCAGCAGCACCUCAACUCCCAUGACGAGAAGCUGGACUUCUUCAGCAGAGCCAGAGGCCGAGGUCGUGGGCGAGGAAAGAGGAGAUUUGGACCUGGCAGACGCCCUGGGCGUCCUCCCAAAUUCAUGCGCAUGGAAGUAACCAGUGAAAAUGGUGAAAAGUGUGAAGAAGGGACACAGGACUUGCUGCAUUUUUCCAGCAAGGGGCAGUUUGAUGAGGCCGGACAAGCCCCAUUGAAUGGGCUGGAGCAGCAGGAACAGACUCCGGUGCCACCAGAGCCUCAGGCAGCACUGGAGCAGCAGGAAAACCACGUGCUCAACAUCCAGCCGCAGCAUGAGGGGAGCACGGUGCCCACACAGAGCACCAUGACAGCAGAUGACAUGAGGCGAGCAAAGCGCAUCAGGAAUGCAGCUCUGCAGCACCUGUUCAUCCGGAAAUCCUUCCGCCCAUUCAAAUGCCUGCAGUGUGGGAAGGCCUUCCGGGAGAAGGACAAGCUGGACCAGCACCUGCGGUUCCAUGGGCGGGAAGGGAACUGCCCUUUGACCUGUGACAUCUGCAACAAGGGCUUCAUCAACAGUGGUGCCCUCGAGAGCCACAUGAAGUUCCACAUGGACCAGAAAACAUACUCCUGCAUUUUCUGCCCCGAGUCCUUUGACCGCUUGGAUCUGCUUAAGGAUCAUGUGGCCAUCCAUGUCAAUGAUGGCUAUUUCACCUGCCCCACCUGCAAGAAACGCUUCCCAGAUUUUAUCCAGGUCAAGAAACAUGUGCGCAGUUUCCAUUCUGAGAAGAUUUACCAGUGUACAGAGUGUGACAAGGCUUUCUGCCGCCCCGACAAGCUGCGACUCCACAUGCUGCGGCACUCGGACCGCAAAGACUUCCUAUGCUCCACUUGUGGCAAGCAGUUCAAGAGGAAGGACAAGCUGCGGGAGCACAUGCAGAGGAUGCACAACCCAGAGAGGGAGGCCAAGAAGGCUGAUCGGAUCAGCCGCUCCAAAACCUUCAAGCCCCGGAUUGCAUCCACUGACUAUGAGAGCUUCAUGUUCAAGUGCCGCCUCUGCAUGAUGGGCUUCCGCCGCAGGGGCAUGUUGGUGAAUCAUUUAUCAAAGAGACAUCCAGACAUGAAAAUAGAAGAGGUGCCAGAGCUCACGUUGCCCAUCAUAAAACCCAACAGAGAUUACUUCUGUCAAUACUGCGAUAAGGUGUACAAGAGUGCCAGCAAACGAAAAGCACACAUCCUGAAAAACCAUCCUGGCGCUGAGCUACCUCCAAGCAUCCGGAAACUGCGUCCUGCAGGCCCGGGAGAGCCAGAUCCCAUGCUGAGUACCCACACCCAGCUGACAGGCACCAUUGCCACCCCUCCAGUGUGCUGCCCUCACUGCUCCAAGCAAUACAGCAGUAAGACAAAGAUGGUGCAGCACAUCCGCAAGAAGCACCCAGAGUUUGCUCAGCUGCCAAACACGAUCCAUGCACCACUGGCAACGGCCGUCAUCAGUUCCACGCCAGCUGUUCUCACCACCGACAGCACGACUGGAGAAACUGUUGUGACAACAGAUCUACUGACCCAAGCAAUGACAGAGAUAUCCCAGACCCUCAGUACAGACUACCGGACUCCCCAGGGAGAUUAUCAGCGCAUCCAGUACAUCCCUGUGUCUCAAUCCACAACUGGCUUGCAGCAGCCUCAGCACAUACAGCUGCAGGUUGUUCAAGUGGCCCAGGCUACCUCACCUCACCAGUCCCAGCACUCCACAGUUGAUGUUGGGCAGCUCCAUGACUCCCAGACAUACACCCAACAUGCCAUCCAGGUGCAGCACAUCCAGGUCACAGAGCCAUCACCAGCAACUCAGUCAUCACAGGUUGGGGGUCAGCCUUUGAGUCCAUCCUCGCAACAACCUCAGCAGGAACUCAGCCCCUCACAGAUGCAGACAACUACAUCAACACCAAACCAAGCCCUCCAGCAGCAGCAAGGCUCCUCAGUCCAGCACACAUAUCUCCCCAGCAACUGGAACUCAUUUCGGAGCUACUCAUCAGAGAUUCAGAUGAUGACCAUCCCCCAAGGGCAGUAUGUAAUCACAGAGACUGCUGUGGGUACCCCGGUCACCACUGUCAACACAGGGCAAGUGAAAGCAGUUACUCAGACUCACUAUGUGAUAUCUGAAGGUCAGCCUGAUCUGGAUGGUAAACAAAACUCCUCACUCUCCAGUGAGGUUCAGGUGGGAGUUUCCCAGCCCACAGCCCACACGGAUCCCUUGGAAUCCCAGGCAAGCAACCAGCAGCAAACCACCCAGUACAUCAUCACAACCACUACCAACGGCAGUGGCGGGAGUGAAGUGCACAUCUCCAAACCCAGGACUUUCUCAGCAGAGCAUGAGUGAAAGAGCCUCAUGGUCCAUUUGCUUGUCCUUGUCACCUUCCUGACAGCCCAGAUGUGAGGGUACCCUGGGGCUCUAUAUGUUUUAAUGUGUAUGCUGACUUACCUUCCACUAAAAUCCUGGAGCUCUUGUUAAUGCUUUAAGAGGGUUUAAUUCACAAUGACUAUGAAAUACCCUCAGAAUCCUUCUGGGAUGCUUUUUAUGCAGCUUUUAAGAAAAAGGACAAGAGAAGUGAAACCUCUGUUGGCCCUGGACUUUAUUUUUGGCAUGUCUGCUGACCCUUAUUUUUCCUUUUUGGAAGUGUGUCCAGCAAACAAUUUUAUUUCAACUGUAUGGGAAAAAGAAUUGCUUAACUGAAGGCUUCCUGGCAGAUUGUCGUAUGUAUAUUUUUAACAGGAGCCAUUAAACAGGAGAACAUAAUGUAAAUUGCUAGAACAUAUCAGAACUGCUUCCUGUGGCUUCUAGCAGCCAAGGUGAAAAGGGGAGUGUCCCUGCACCAUAUGAGCAGACUGCCUGCAGAAGGGAGCAGCAGCAGCCAAGCAGUGGCUCCUGAUGUCCCUGUAUGGGGAUGGAACAAUGAAGCUGUGAAGAUGUGCCGAAGCAGUCCAUUAAAUUAUUAUUUUUCCAGCCCUCCAGAACUGUUUACAUGCUGUCUGCUCUGCCCUGUUUUACCCAGCAGUGCAGAAAGCAGGAAAAGCACAGUCUUAAACCCAUGUUGUUUGGAACAAACUGAUUGAAAUCCUAGGAUCACCUAAGGGUAGUACAGAGCCACUGUUACUUCUUUUCCCUCCAGUGUUUGCAGGGAAAAUUUCUUUUUUGCCUGUAA
Molecule: messenger RNA, 6050 nt
Organism: Sturnus vulgaris (Common starling)
Lineage: Eukaryota; Metazoa; Chordata; Aves; Passeriformes; Sturnidae
Source: RefSeq, a predicted model, not a curated record